AUGUUUCCGCCUCAGAAUCAUACUAAAAAAUAUUUUCAAACCAAUUACAUCAAAAAACAUCCAUCUCAUCAAAGACUAGCAAUCAAUCUUGAGAAUAAUGAGCCCGUAUGUUUCUAUGGAGGGGGGAUACAGAGAGUUCAUUUUUUUAGACUACUGCUAUGUAAUGUUCCCGGUGCUACAAGUUCCAAAAAUAUCCGCACUGUAGAAGGUCAAGAAUACAAUAUAAACCAAGCUGCUUGCCAUGCCUUGCGUUUAUUUAAUAAUUACGGUGAGGUUAGAUAUCGAUCUUCUCUAGCUGAAUAUUAUCUCCACUCAGAAAUAAUAAGUCAAUAUAAUAAAUCCCUUGAACCAUCUCAAGAAACAUCAGGUCAGACUACACAUCGCCAAGUGUCAAGAAAACUUAUCCAAGAACAAGAAGAUCUAUGCAAUAAAGCGUAUAUUUUGUCCCACCCAGAUCAGCCUUACUUCAAUGGCUCCCAACAAGCAUUAUACAAUUCUAUUAUGAAAGCAAUGCAUGGAAGUCAACUUGGAGCAAGACUAUACUUUGUGAAUAGACCAGGUGGCACAGGAAAUAUCUUUGUAUGUAAUGUUCUUUUCCAGAAAAUUCCAAUUAAUGUUGACAUGAACUCCAUGUGCUCUAUCUUUGCCAGCUCUCAAGUCGCACAAUUUCUACGCAGAACGGAAUUAAUAGUCUGGGGUGAAGUCUCAAUGGUCAAUAAAUAUAUUUCCAGUGCAGUAAAUUGUCGGAUUCAAGAUACAAUUAAGGCAGUCAACCCUGUACUUGUGAAUGUUCCAUGUAGUGGAUUCUUUUUUGUCUUUGAAGAAAAUUAUCAACAAGCUCCUCAUGCCAAUCCAAGGACGUCGAAAUCCCAAACCGUUGCCCAAUACAUCACAAGCAACCCUGAGAUUAGAAGAAAACUUGAAGAUCCCAAAAACUUUCUUUUGCGAGCUGGUAAUAAGAAUAAGCUUAUGGCUGGAGGUCCAGACACAGUAGCUAUUCCUAAUGAAAUAUCCAUUUGUGGUACCAACUUAAACGGCCAUACCAACGCAAUUGUUUUUUUUUGA
Molecule: messenger RNA, 1065 nt
Organism: Phycomyces blakesleeanus NRRL 1555(-)
Lineage: Eukaryota; Fungi; Mucoromycota; Mucoromycetes; Mucorales; Phycomycetaceae
Exons: 6
Coding region: 1-1065 (354 amino acids)
Biological process (GO): DNA repair; telomere maintenance
Molecular function (GO): DNA helicase activity
Source: RefSeq, a predicted model, not a curated record